ACAUAUCAAUAAAAUCUACACAAAAUUCUCUAUCUUUUAGCAUCAGAACCAAACCUUCUGGUCGAGUCUAAUUUGAGAAAAAAGCCUAUCAAAAACCGGCAAUUUCCUCUGCCGUACCCGUUACUAUGUUUCAUUAAAAACGUAAAAAAAUUAAAAAGCAUCAAUAUAAAAGAAUACAGAGGUUUGUUAAAACUUCAUAUAGCUCGCUGCCAUUUUUCAGAUAAUAGUAACGUUGACAGACUUGAUUAAAAGUGAUUUAUUUCGACAAGCGUUCGAUCUAGUAGCGCUCACACAUAAAUGUUGCCACUAGCUGCAAUAAGCCUUAUCAGCUUUUCAAAGCAUCGGAGAAAUCUCGAGUAGAUAAGGAGUUACUCUCUCAGUCAUGUGACGGCAAUGUUAUGAAAGAAUGUUUUUACUAAGCAUAUUUUUGCAGCGUCUUCACCUGAACCUAAAACUCAAGCGCGAGAAGACUUCAUAUUCAAAUGGUAGGGUUACAAGAGAACGCUUUGUUCGCAAAGUCGUAAGAACUACAUACAUUAAACUUUGAUGUUUUAUUCGAGGGAAGCAAGUUAAGGUAAUGUGCAUUUUAGUGAUAUCUAGUUAUAUACUCAAAAAGACACAGAUAUCUGACUUCUAGUUCAGAAAAAAUGUACUUUCUCGGGAACAAAAAAGAAUUUUAAGAAAAGUGAGUUAUACUUUUGUUGUACGUUGUUAGGCGGUUUUAAUGGCGCAAGAAUCAAGUUCCUAUCUCUUUCCAAAAAUUGAUACUUAGCUAUACCUCAAAUCAGCUCACAUGAAAAGGUGCGCUGACAAGGGUCAAACUAACGAGGAAAGGACACUAACUGGCAAAUCGCUUUUGGCCUAAAACUAAGUGGAAAAUAGGUUAUCGACUAUGCUGAUUCUGAAUAUGACAAUGAUUUGGGCUGAUAGGCCUUUGGAGACCGGGUUCCUGGAAACCUGGUUUUCCAAGGCAAAAGUUUUAUCGUUUCUAAAAAAUUUUCCGACUCGGCCAGAUGAAAGAGCAUUUCGCGAAAGCUAUAAAAAACAUAUUUUCAAAAUUUUCCGAAGGUUUUUCGACAGUUUUCGUAACACUUUCCAGAAAAAUCCAAGGUUCAGGCUCCAAAAGUGUCUGAAAACCUUCGGAAAAUUUUGAAAACAUGUUUUUUAUUCCCCACAACAAGUAAAGAGUUAUCACUCACCCUUAAGAUUGUUGACACUUCCGUCGGCCGAACAAGAAUCUAAUGCAAAUCGUGCUAAAUCUAAAAAUAAUCAAUUGCGUAGUGCACUUAAUUCAGGAUUAGAGGAGUAUACGUUUGCUUUACAUAAGUUUCAAAAAACUAUGCAGCAAGAAAACAGUUAUUCACAAAUAAUUGCUGUUGAUCAAAUUCAUAAUGAAGCGUGGCUAUUGCAGUAUGAAGUAUAUCGUAAUGGAUUAUUUGAACAAUUAAAAAAAGAUACCGAACACUUCUUAUUCCAUGGAUGUGCAGAUGCCUCUGUUGACAAUAUAAUCAAACGAGGUUUUGAUCGAAAUCAUGCUGGUGAAAUUCAUGGUACAAGUUACGGUCGAGGUGUCUAUUUUUCAAGUAGUGCACGUGAAAGUCAUAAAUAUACGAAACCGAACCAAAGUCAUGAAAGUCAUGAACGAUUGUUAUAA
Didymodactylos carnosus is the source of this 1654-nucleotide messenger RNA. Lineage: Eukaryota; Metazoa; Rotifera; Eurotatoria; Philodinida; Philodinidae. The record is from the annotation of a GenBank genome assembly.